UGUUUGCAAUGGAAACACAGAGAAACAAAGAGAUCUUCUUGGGUGGACUAACGAAACUCUUGAAAGAACAAUGGCAAGCAGAUGUAUUCCUCAAGGCAGGAAACAGUGCUGAGGGUGCAACUAUCUCUGCCCACAAACUUGUUCUGGCAUCAAGAUCAGUGGUGCUGAAGAAGAUUAUGGAAUCAGACGAGUUGAAGGCUUCAUCUAAGCUAGAGACAGUCACUUUCUCCGAGAUGAAACACGAGGAACUUGAGACUUUAGUUGAGUUUAUGUACAGUGUUAAUGGCUCCAUUUCUUCUGAAAGUCUCAAGAAACAUGUUAGGCCACUCUAUCUUGCAGCCGACAAGUAUGAGAUUCCGCAUCUCCGUGACAUAUGUAGAAACCAGCUUAUAUCAUCUCUUAACGCAUCCAACGCUCUUAACAUCCUUGAGCUUGCCCAGAUCCCUUUUGACAAAGCUCUUAACGAUGCGGCCUUCACUUCUAUUAUGAACAAUAUAAGCACCAUUACUAGCUCUGCUGAGUUCAAGUUGUUUGUCGUCAACCAUCCAGACCUUUCUGUGGAGAUCAUGAAGGCUUCUCUUACUCAGCCUCAUAAUAAUUGUGGUAGAUACCGCUACUAGAGGAAUUAGGACCAGUUGCAGGUUUUUGCUGUCUGGCCUCGCGGAGGUGAAGCAGCUAAACAAAUAAUAGUAUAUCAAGAUUUUAAC
Messenger RNA from Raphanus sativus (radish), 707 nucleotides. RefSeq names its product putative BTB/POZ domain-containing protein At2g40450. NCBI's taxonomy places the organism in Eukaryota, Viridiplantae, Streptophyta, Magnoliopsida, Brassicales, Brassicaceae. The coding region runs from base 9 to 620 and encodes 203 amino acids. The transcript has 2 exons. The record is from RefSeq and is a predicted model, not a curated record. Gene Ontology annotation, molecular function: protein binding.